GCCGGGGCUUCGCGAUGCUUGACUUGUGCCAUUCGACAUUGGCGGUGGUGUUGUUGCUCUCGUCAUCUCAAUAGCUCAACAAAAGGCUCGCUUUGCUUCGCUUCUUCCGUUGAGCAGUGGCGGCGCCGACUCAUUCAUUCCGCUUGCUUUCGCGUCCUACUGUUAAUUUUGUCAUGAAGAUGCCCUGGUCUGAG
Molecule: messenger RNA, 194 nt
Organism: Amoebophrya sp. A25
Lineage: Eukaryota; Dinophyceae; Syndiniales; Amoebophryaceae
Source: the annotation of a GenBank genome assembly